Alternaria atra is the source of this 1353-nucleotide messenger RNA. RefSeq lists its product as uncharacterized. The record is from RefSeq and is a predicted model, not a curated record. Bases 1 to 1353 code for a protein of 450 amino acids. Gene Ontology annotation, molecular function: syntaxin binding. The transcript is spliced from 4 exons. NCBI's taxonomy places the organism in Eukaryota, Fungi, Ascomycota, Dothideomycetes, Pleosporales, Pleosporaceae.
AUGGCACCUGCACAGCACAACCCAGCGCCCGCGCCCGCGCCCGCUAAGAAGGGCAAGGGCAAGAAGGCGACAGACCCCUCGGAACAACAGAAGCAGAUCCAGGCCAAGAUUGCUCAACUCGAGCUGGAUCAGGCAGGAGACAAGGAGCAGGAACUUGAAAUCGAACGCGAAGUCAAGAAAGCAAACCGUGAACUCUCCUCCCUCCUUUCCAACAUGGACGGCCCGCUGUCUCGUCUCGAAGUUGUACAGAAACGAUAUACCGAGCUCCUAUCCGAUAUGAAGCGCACGGAGCGCGAACACCAGAAAGCGAAGAAGCGCGGAGAUCAACUACAAAAAGAGAAGGAUGCGCAAAGGUCUGAGUUGAACAAGGUUACAACUAUGAAGGACAAACUGGACAAGCUGUCGCGUGACUUUGCAAAGGAAAACAAGAAACUCAAGGACGAACUACACAAACUCGAAACUAGCGAAUCUACCGCCAGGCAAGAACUGCACGAGCGUCUUGAACAUCUAGUGAACGAUGUGGAUGAUUGCAUAGCAGCUGCGAAUGGGCCGGAGCCUCAGAAUCAAGCCGAGCAGGAAUUGGAUGAGCUGUUUCGUCAAAAGUUCAAAUCGUUCAUUGACCAGUACGAGUUGCGCGAGUUACAAUAUCACUCAAUGCUUCGACUCAAAGAGCUCGAGAUACAAUAUCACGCCGCCCGUUUAGAGCAGCAGCGCAAACAACAGGAGGCCGAGUCGUCAAAGUCGCACCAGUUGACGCGUCAAGUGUCGACCUUCUCUCAAACCGAGACCGAGCUACGCACGCAACUCAACAUAUACGUGGAGAAGUUCAAACAGGUCGAGGAAACGCUCAACAACUCGAACGAUCUCUUCCUUACGUUCCGCAAGGAAAUGGAGGAAAUGUCCAAAAAGACCAAACGUCUCGAAAAGGAGAACCAAAACCUGCAGCGUCACAAGGAUAUUACCAACCGCAAUAUUGGCGAAAUGGUGGAAGAGCGCCAGAAGAUGCAAGAAGAGCUUGUAAGGAGGACCAAGGAAGCUGAAGACCAGCGGAAGAAGAUCGCUCGCCUGGAAACGUUAUGUCGUGGGAUGCAAGCACAGGGUCGAGGUCAGGUACCGAUGCAUGAGCUGGAGCAUGACGAGGAGGACGAGGAAAUCACGGAGAGUGAGUACGAAUAUGAGGACGAAGAUAGCGCAGAGUAUGACGACGACACUGAGGAAGACGGUGUUGAACCGGCACCUGAGCGUCGACCAUUCGGACCUGUUCCCCCACCUCCACCGCAGCCUCAAGCUGCACAGGGAAAAGUCAAUGGGCACACACAGGUCAAUGGGCAAAUGAAUGGAGUCAAACGCUAA